Acomys russatus (golden spiny mouse) is the source of this 1959-nucleotide messenger RNA. It is a transcript of the gene Wbp1l, whose product is annotated as WW domain binding protein 1 like. Bases 270 to 1295 code for a protein of 341 amino acids. The transcript has 4 exons. NCBI's taxonomy places the organism in Eukaryota, Metazoa, Chordata, Mammalia, Rodentia, Muridae. The record is from RefSeq and is a predicted model, not a curated record.
GUCCCAGGACUCUGUUUACUUUCUCUUCCUUGCUCUGAAACACCAGUGAACUGAGAGCACCGGCUGCAGCCCACCAGGGCCAUGCUCACUCCAAGACCUUAACUUUUGCGAGCCUUUUGUUGCUUACGUUAGAGGACGAUGCUCCUGCAGGAUGCCUUUCCUUUGGGGGCUUAGACAGGAUAAGGAAGCCUGUGUGGGUACCAACAAUCAAAGCUACACCUGUGACACAGGACACUGCUGUGGACAGUCUCAGUGCUGCAACUACUACUAUGAACUCUGGUGUAAGUCCUUGCCCAGGGGGUUCUUGGCGUCCCAGGGUCGCGGUUACUGCCUCUGCUCCUUGGGAAACCGCGGGCUGGCCAGCCUUUUCUGAUUCUCUUGGGGAGAGUGUUGGGUUCUGGCUGGUGUGGACUGUCAUCAUCAUCCUGAGCUGCUGCUGCGUGUGCCACCACCGCCGAGCCAAGCACCGCCUUCAGGCCCAGCAGCGGCAGCAUGAGAUCAACCUGAUCGCUUACCGGGAAGCUCACAACUACUCAGCACUGCCAUUUUAUUUCCGGUUUUUGCCAAACUAUUUACUACCUCCUUAUGAGGAAGUGGUGAACCGACCUCCAACUCCUCCCCCACCGUACAGUGCCUUCCAGCUACAGCAGCAGCAGCAGCAGCAGCUGCUGCCUCCUCAGGGUAGCCCUGCAGGGGGCAGCCCCCCAGGCGCUGACCCAGCCCAGGGCUCCCAGGGAGCACUGAGCGGUCCUUUGUCUGGACCUAGCAGACCCCCGAGUGUCGCUGACCCUCAGUCCCCUGAAGUGCCCGCUGACCAGGCAGCCACCAAAGCCCCUGGAGUGGAGUCCAGCGGCUCAGUGGCCGGCCACGGGGAGCUGGACCCAGGGGCGUUCCUGGACAGGGAUCCGGAGUGUAAGGAGGAGCUUCAGAAAGAUUCCAGUCCCGAGCAUGGUAGCGUACCCGCCGACAGCAAAGACAAGACACCCGGCAGACAUCGCCGCUUCACAGGUGACUCGGGCAUCGAAGUGUGUGUGUGCAACCGGGGCCACCAUGAGGAUGACCUCAAAGAGUUCAGUACGCUCAUAGAUGACGCUCUGGACGGGCCCCUAGACUUCUGUGACAGCUGUCAUGUACGGCCUCCUGCUGACGAAGAGGAAGGGCUCUGCCUGUCCUCUGAGGAGCAGGCCGGAGAGCCUGGGCAACCCCACCUGCCACGGCCGCCCGCGUGCCUGCUGCUAAACACCAUCAAUGAACAAGACUCACCAAGCUCGCAGCGCAGCAGUUCCCCCAGCUAGAACAGGCCCCGCCUGCGCCCAAGAUCUUGACAAAAACCAGGGUAGGGGACACCCACAAGAGAAGCAUUAAGUGACUUUUAGAAGUGGUACAGCCACUUUGUCCUUUUUUUUUUUUUUCCUCCUGUCCCACUUUUCCCACAUCUCCAGGUACAAAUUUGGGGUGUGGAUGCCUCUUCCUCCCCCACAAAAGCACAGAGCUGUAGAAGACUGAGACGCUAGUUCUGUGACUCAUUCUGUAACCCCCUUUUCGGAGUUGUAGCUCACCUGCCUGCUUGGCUGAGAAACGUGUGUCUGGGAAGGCCCCAGUGACUGGGGCUGGCACCGUGCUGUGGGACGGUUCUCAAGACAGAGUGGAUCUGUAAGAAAGCUGUGUCAGUCUGGGGGAGACGGUUUUAUCUUGGCCCUGGGUGAAAAAGGAAACCCUCAGGGGCGUGGGGAUUGUCACCUGUGGCUGCCAGUGUCUGCAGAGCUGCAUUGGUCUAACCCUGUGGGAGGAUGAGAGCCGAUGGACAGGCUGGUGAGGAUCUCGUCAGUCUGGCAAAACCCCAGGGAGAAAAUACACAUCUGUGCAUCGUAGAGGGGGCCCUUCCCAGCACGCUCUGGCCGGCUUCGGCCUGGUAGUUGAGGUGUAGAAGGUUAUACUGUGUUUUCUGUGUUCUUUUUU